Messenger RNA from Talaromyces stipitatus ATCC 10500, 1431 nucleotides. RefSeq names its product phosphatidate cytidylyltransferase, putative. Gene Ontology annotation, molecular function: ATP-dependent diacylglycerol kinase activity. Lineage: Eukaryota; Fungi; Ascomycota; Eurotiomycetes; Eurotiales; Trichocomaceae. The record is from RefSeq and is a predicted model, not a curated record. Gene Ontology annotation, cellular component: endoplasmic reticulum membrane. The transcript is spliced from 2 exons. The coding region runs from base 1 to 1431 and encodes 476 amino acids. Gene Ontology annotation, biological process: phosphatidic acid biosynthetic process.
AUGUCUGAUGUCGAUGUCGAAAAUUAUCACGGGCGGUCUUUUUCUGCCGACAACGACAACCACAAACAAACCGCCAAUAUUCAGUCCCUAACUCCCGUUCCGACUCUCCUCUCUGCUUUACUCGCAAAUUCAUACUCCGCCGAUUGCCAUCCUCACUCUCCAUCCCGACUUCUACAUCGCGCAGCCAACGGAGUCAUCGCUCUUCCGGCUCUGCCGCUUCUGCUCACAGACGCGGUGGAGAUGUCUUCUCCACAUGCUGUACCGACUACACCUCGAGUAAUAUCACCGUCGCCUACGCCGUCCGAUGCAUCGGAACAGAGAGAUGGAUACUUGGCUCCCGUGACGCGCUCGGCAGCCCGAAGACAGCGUUUUAACACCGAUACCCAGGCAAUUCCCGAGGAGGAUCAAAAUAACGACUCUGAACACCAAUCGCGAUCCGGGCCGAGAAAUCCUUCUUCACGAUCCGGAGCGGCAGGGACCGCUAGAAGACGUGGCUCUACAAGGAAAACACCACAGUCGGCGUCGUCGCCGGUAGUGAAAUCACAGCCUUUGGUAGGAGCCAACGGGAAACCAUCUUCAAAUGGCUACUUGUCUCCAUACGCCAAUUUACAAGAUCGCUGGCGAGAUUUGUCAAGGUCGCCAUCACCAUUGGGACUAAUACCGUUACAUGAAAACUAUCGCACUUUCAUUCACAAGCACGAAAUACCGCGCAAACUUUUACAUGUCUCAAUUGGAUUCGUGACAUUAGAAUUUUAUAGGCGCGGAGUUCAAACAUUUGAGAUCACACCAUGGUUACUCUCCGCACUCAUUCCUAUUGCUGCUACCGAUAUACUCCGACAUCGAUAUGAUAGCGUCAAUCAAUUAUAUAUUCGUUCGCUUGGAGCGCUUAUGCGGGAAUCUGAAGUCAAGGGCUAUAAUGGCGUUAUUUGGUAUCUUUUAGGUGCAUAUAUUGUGCUGCGCGCAUUUCCCAAAGACGUUGGCGUCAUGGGAGUUUUAUUGUUGAGCUGGUGUGACACCGCUGCAUCCACUUUUGGUCGUCUGUAUGGCAAACACACCAUCAAACUACGCCAUGGGAAGAGUCUUGCAGGCACAGCUGCUGCUUUUCUCACCGGUGUAGUUACAGCACUCUUUUUCUGGGGCGCAUUUGUCCCCAGCAUUGGAACGUUCCCCAACGAUCCGGAAGAUGCUUUCAUGUUCUCGGGUCGACUUAACUACUUCCCAGAAUCGAUCAGGAACCUAGUCGGCUGGACUAGUAGUGGUUAUCAAAGCAGUGUCAUCACAGGCCCAUUGGCGCUUGGUGUUGUGAGCGUUGUUUCUGGCAUUGUUGCAGCUGGGAGUGAAUUUAUUGAUCUUUUCGGUUGGGAUGAUAAUCUUACCAUACCCGUUUUGAGCGGGUUAGGCUUUUGGGGGUUUCUCAAAUUGUUUGGUUAA